AUGCUCAACACGUCGUACAAGAUAUAUGCAAAGGUGAUGGCACUCAAGCUGCAGCCAGUCAUGCCCCUCAUCAUCAGAGAACAACAGACUAGAUUCGUGCCGAGACGACAGAUUGCAGAAAACAUAUGGACGUACCUCCUAGCACAGAGGUGGGCAAACGUCUCAAAUCAACAGAUUGUAGCGUGGCUACUAGACUUUGAGAAGGCCUACGAUCGAGUCGAUUGGGACUUCUUGGAGGAUUGCAUGUGGAAGAUAGGGAUCCCAGCAAGGACUAUCUCGUGUAUCUCACUGCUAUAUAGGGGAGCUGCAAGCCGGGUCACACUAAAUGGAGAGAUAGGCCCGACCUUCCACUUGGGACGCUCAGUGAGGCAGGGAUGUCCACUUGCCCCCUACCUGUUCCUGAUAGUAGCAGAGACACUGGGCUCUUUCCUCACACAUGGAGGGGAUAUAAAAGGCUUGGUGCUGCCCUCUGAACGGCUACAACUCCCGGGAACUCAAGCUGUGACGCAAGAGCUGCAAGACGGGGCAUUUGCAGAUGACACCGCACUCUUCCUACUUGCCACCCCGGGGAACCUGGACGCAGCAAAAUCCAAGCUGGAGAUCUUCAACAUGGCAGCAGGGGCAGCCAUAAAUUGGAACAAGUCAGUAGGCGUGAACUGGGGAAAGCCAGGCAUCGAGGCCUGGGGACAGGAGAUAGGCUUUCAGUGGCUUCGCCCUGGCGAAGACACCCGGUACCUCGGCAUCCAGGUUGGGGUCCAAUACAGUGCGGCUACGCAGGACGACACGCUUCUCAGGAGGAUCCAGGCUGCAGUUCAGAAAUGGACACCGAGGAAACUCGGACUCCCAGCUCGGAUCAUAGUGGUCAAGAGCGUGAUCCUCCCCAGCAUCUGGUACCACCUCUCAAUUUGGCCGGUGCUGGAAACUACACUGCAGAAGGUGAGACAGAUGGUGCGAACUUACAUGUGGCGGGGAGCAUUGGCUACAGGGCAAACCAUGGCCAAGGUGGCGUGGCAAUCUACAGCGAGGCCGCGCAUUCUAGGGGGGCUUGGGAUCAUUGACCCCAGUGACAUGGCAAAGGCGAUGAGGGCCGAGGAGUGGCUUAACCAGCCUCUAUUUUUCAACACACUGUUCAAGGUGGGAGGGACGAAGUGGCCGAGAAGAUGCCUUCAAGCAGGGGACUUUGUGGCAAUCCAGCGGCAAACAGAGUGGGAGGAACACGAUACAGUGCGACGUCCGCUGGGGACAUGGACUCGAGCAUUCACUGCACCUACACUAGCAUGGGAAGAAGGAGAUGUGGAGGUGUGGUUUGUCGCCGCACCAGAGCACAACAUAGGAUGGCCUUUUCACAUCAUGAGAGGAGACACACUUCUCCCAAUGGGUGAGAAACAAGAGAUGUCGGAUGUCACGGACGAUGAGGUACGUGGCAGGAUCAGCGUGCUUAGGCAGUCACCCAAGAGGCUGGACGUGGUGGAAUCAGAAGACCUGCUAGAGGGCGAUGGAUCACUGAUAUGGUGGCGACAGCAGCUACUAGAAGAUCUGGACUGGGACCCUGCCGCAUGGCGACGAGGGACGGGAAGCUUUUUCUCCUAUGCAAUCAAGGAAGCUCGGAAUGGACUACUGACAUCGCGAGAGGAGGCAAGAGAGGAGAUUCCGAAGCUAUGGCAGAAGUGGAUAGCACAGGGGGUUGACGUAGAGCAAGUGGUGGACAACACAAUUCACUUCUGGAAGCUGCCCGUGCAGGAAAAAGUGAAAGUCACCUCGUGGUUGGUAGCGAACAAUGGGCUCCCGGUUGGACAGCGAUUCCAGGAUGACACGAGUCGCAGAUGCAAGGAGUGUGGCGAAAUCGAGACAGUCAAGCAUGCGCUGUGGGAGUGCGACACUGCAAAGGAGGUGUGGCGCCAGAUUAUUAAGGCAGGGAAGGAGCUGGGUGUGACACAGGAUUUCGAAGCCCGCAGUGGAGAUGUGCUCCACUGGUUCGAGGCAGCAAGGGGUCCUGCCCAGGGCCCAGCCUUGCGACACAUCAGGUGUAGAGGACGACACGGCUGGGGGAUCCAGGUCCAGUGGGACGUGAUCGGGGUGGAGAUAGAGUCCCCGUUUGGGAGGCGCUUGGCCAUGCUCGAUGGGCGAUAUGGCGUGCGACGGGAGUCCAGGCCCUUUGGGAAGCACAUAACCGGGUGCACUUCGAUGGGACACAGCUUAGAGUAUCACAGGUACUGGUAG
Messenger RNA from Selaginella moellendorffii, 2220 nucleotides. RefSeq lists its product as uncharacterized. The coding region runs from base 1 to 2220 and encodes 739 amino acids. Lineage: Eukaryota; Viridiplantae; Streptophyta; Lycopodiopsida; Selaginellales; Selaginellaceae. The transcript is spliced from 3 exons. The record is from RefSeq and is a predicted model, not a curated record.